AGUUUUUAUCAGUCACUUCAGCAGAUGCACUUCACGGGCAAAAUAUUAGAUUAUUUUCGACUUUUGUUUCGUUCUGCUAAGUUGAUACCGUCUUCCAUUUUUGCAUUUCCAUUUUGCAUUUUUGUGCACCAUUUUGCAAUUUCAAAAGCAGUGCCCUCGUAAACAGUUAACAUUUUGUAGGCGAAUAUUUGUCUAAUAUGUUACAACAACCACCGUGCAAAACAGUUCCAUUGGCAAUAUUAAGUAACGACAUCUCAGAAAGCUCCGAAGAAGACGAAAAUUCCCCGCUAAUGGAAGACGACAUAACAACCAGAGGACUUGGCCGUCUCAGUUCAGCAGCUACUUGUCUUGUGGCAGGAGUUGAAUACACGCAUGGACAGCAGAUAUACAGAGCGGAUCAAUGCGAGUUCUGCCUUUGCCUGGACGGCGAAAUGUUUUGUUGGUGGCAGGAUUGUCCACCUCCUUUGGAGGGUCCCUGCAAAAGUCAAGAACCAUUCUCGGCUUGCACGAGUAUUCCUGUAGCAGCGACGUCAAAGCCCAAAAUAACACCGCUGCAGCCGCCAACAACAACAGCAAAUCCUACAACAAAGAAAUUGAACAAUCCAAAAAAGUCUUCCAGUUCGACGACAAUUCAAACAACGACGACCCAGUGGCCAACUGAUACACAUGAAUCUUCCAGCAUCCAUAGCGAUUCCUAUUCCAUAUCAUCAACUGAAGAAAAUGGGUCUUCGGACAUACAACUCAGUACCGAAAGUGAAAGUACUACAGAGGAUGCGAAAAGCUGUAUCGUUAUGGGUGAAGAAUACAAAGUUGGCGACAGUUUGCCUCACAGCACAGGAAAUUGCCUGGAGUGUAUUUGCGGCCAGGGGGGCAAAAUCACAUGUUCCCCCCAUCAGUGCGAACCAGCAGGCGAUGAAAUUAACGAUUAUCGCCAACCAGACUCCCGACAAGGCAACGAUGGUUUUAAAUAAAUUCUGAACUGGGCGAAUGAUUUAUCAAUGAUGUGUAAGAACCGAAUAUACUGGAUGUAAAAAAUGGCAAAUUACUAAGCGAUGAAAGACACCGAUUAGCUGUGCAAUUAAUAUGCAUUUUCCUUUCAAAGCUGCACAGCUCGUAACGGUGUUUCUAAUAAUUGUGAUCAUUAAGCUCUUUCAAAUUUUCCAUUUUGGACGUAUUUAAAUUCACUACGUGGAAGCAGAUAUUUAGUCACCAGAUUCUUCAUCAGGAAUUGAUUUGGGGCAUGAUGACUUGGUCUGACUGAUCAAAAUGUUUUUUAUAUCUACAAAAUCUUACUUGAUUAUUGGCCUGGCCUGAAAUGCAUUCAUUUAAACUUCCGUAUGUUUAAAGUGAUCAAAAAUUACCUACAGUAUUGCGAAUAAAAAGUUUGUUUUACUUUUCCAUACCAAUUAGUCGAAUUCAUCAUUUGAUGUUGCAUUUUGUAUUACAUAAUUGUUGGUAACACCAUUCAAAUAGAUGUCUGCAAAUUUUAAA
Messenger RNA from Dendroctonus ponderosae (mountain pine beetle), 1491 nucleotides. RefSeq lists its product as uncharacterized. Lineage: Eukaryota; Metazoa; Arthropoda; Insecta; Coleoptera; Curculionidae. The coding region runs from base 198 to 971 and encodes 257 amino acids. The record is from RefSeq and is a predicted model, not a curated record. The transcript is spliced from 5 exons.